This is a messenger RNA of Paramecium sonneborni, 1071 nucleotides long. The record is from the annotation of a GenBank genome assembly. Lineage: Eukaryota; Ciliophora; Oligohymenophorea; Peniculida; Parameciidae.
AUGGAAAAGCAAUAGUUGCUUAGGUAGUAGAGAAAGCUGUUGGUUUGAUGAGUAUUUCAAGUGAUUUAGAGUAAUUUAAUACAAGUACCAAAAACAGCAUAGAAUGCCGUAGUUAUAAAUCUAUUUUGUAUUGAGGAGAGAUUUGAAUCUAGAUCAUUGGAUUUUGUCUAAAGAGUUUUUAAAUUAUUUCCAGAUAGAGAAUAUUUAGUACUAACUUAACCAUAUACAGUCUAAGAGACUACACUCUUAUAGCAUUUCUUUAAAGUUCCAAGAAACAAUAAUUCCACUUUUGAACAUGUUCUUUACAUCUAUCAUAGAAAUAGUUUAGAUUCUCAUCUGAUUGGAUUGAGGAAAUUAAAUCAAAAUGAAUGGGCUUAAUGUUAGUUUUUGGUAGAAAAUUUACUGGAAAGAAUAAAUUGAAAAAGAUAUUAAAAAUUUAAACGAAAAUGAAACCUUUAUAGUUUAUUGCAAAGAAGAAAUUAUUGGUUUGUAUUGCAUGAAAAAAUAUGGAAAUUUGCAAUAUUUAAAAUCACACGUCUUCAGGAUCACAUCUAAUAAAAGAACAUCCAAAAUAUUUACAUAUACGGUUAUUAGCAAGGAUUUGAAUCGUCUUUUUACGAAUCAUUUUAAGGGAAAUUUGUAGGUUAAUGGAUAAGACAUGUAUAAUGUUGGAAAUACAUGACAGAAUAUUAUUUCCUGAUAUUUUUCAUGAGUUUAAUUUUGUUAGAAGUAGAGCAUUUCCUCAUUUUAAAAAAUAAAAAUGGGAUUGGACUUGGACUUUAGAUUAAGAUUAACGAGAACGAAUGGGAGCAAUUCUAGAUGAUCGUGAUCCUUAUGAUUAAAACCAGGCUCUAUUUUCAUUAGCAAUGUUAACAAAAAAACAGUUGUCAAGUGUAAAAGUAUCGAACAAUUUAAGGAUUGUAGUUGUUGGAGCAUCAGAUACAGGAUUAUCUUUUAUUGAAUCUUUAUUAACUAUAAAAGAUAUCAAUUUUACCAAUAUAAUUUUAUUAGCUCCUGGAGGAUUAUUAACAAUGCAGAUAAAACAUGAAUUCGAAAGGUUAAAAGCAAUGA